AUGGAGCCUCAAAACAACAUUUCAAAUGCUUUUUGUUCAUCGUUGCUUUUAUUUUCAAUGAACUUGCUAUUUCUGCAACAUGUUUCAACUGCCACUCAUCUGGGAAAUGAAACCGAUCGACUGGCCCUGCUCGAAUUCAAGCAUCAAGUGGUCAAUUAUCGCGACGGAACACUGAACUCAUGGAAUGAUUCCCUGCCACACUGUCAAUGGCAAGGUGUUACAUGUAGCUACCGACAUCAAAGAGUCACAGCCUUGAAUCUACGCGGACAUGGCUUGGUUGGAUCCAUAUCUCCCCAUAUAGGGAAUUUGACCUUCCUAAGGUUCAUUGAUCUCAGAAACAACAGUUUCAAUGGUGAAAUUCCCCAAGAAGUUGGUCGCUUGUUCCGCCUGAGACAUCUAAACCUGACAAACAAUGCAAUUGGCGGAGCGAUUCCAGUUAACCUGAGCCGCUGCUCAGAGCUCAGAAUCAUUGAGUUAGCAACUAAUAAUCUCGUCGGAAAAAUUCCCCCGGAGAUGGGCUCUCUGAACAAGCUCGUGACACUUUUUCUUAGAGCGAACAAUUUGACAGGAUCAAUUCCGCAUUCUGUUGGGAACCUUUCAUCCCUGGAACAAAUUACUGUAACAUUCAAUAAUCUGGAGGGAAGUCUACCAAUUCAGCUUGGCCAACUCAAAAGAUUGACUUACUUAAGUAUUGGAGUCAAUCAUUUUUCAGGUAUGGUCCCUCAAACUCUUUACAAUAUCUCAACUAUCACUUCCUUCAGCGUCGGAGAUAAUCUGCUGAAAGGGAGUCUUCCGGCUAACAUAGGUCUCACUCUACCCAGACUGCAACUACUUAGUAUUGGCGCAAACCAAUUCUCUGGAACAAUCCCAUAUUCAAUCACCAAUGUUUCCGAACUUCAAGUACUUGAUCUUCCUGAAAACAACGUCAAGGGACCAGUUCCAAAUAAUCUAGGAGAUCUCAAAAAUCUUCGGAUUCUAAAUGUUGGAAUUAAUCUUCUGGGUACUAAUACAAGUCAAGACUUGAGCUUUAUUACAUCAUUGACAAACUGCAGCAAUUUACAAAGGCUAGACCUUGAUGGAAAUAACUUUGGAGGAGAAUUACCCAACUCCAUAGGCAAUUUCUCUCAUCAACUCACAGUGCUAGGGCUAUAA
Messenger RNA from Ilex paraguariensis (yerba mate), 1152 nucleotides. The record is from the annotation of a GenBank genome assembly. NCBI's taxonomy places the organism in Eukaryota, Viridiplantae, Streptophyta, Magnoliopsida, Aquifoliales, Aquifoliaceae.